Lampris incognitus (smalleye Pacific opah) is the source of this 1970-nucleotide messenger RNA. RefSeq names its product multiple epidermal growth factor-like domains protein 9. Gene Ontology annotation, cellular component: basement membrane. NCBI's taxonomy places the organism in Eukaryota, Metazoa, Chordata, Actinopteri, Lampriformes, Lampridae. Gene Ontology annotation, biological process: axon guidance. Gene Ontology annotation, molecular function: extracellular matrix structural constituent. The coding region runs from base 1 to 1851 and encodes 616 amino acids. The record is from RefSeq and is a predicted model, not a curated record. The transcript is spliced from 6 exons.
AUGAGGUUAACGUCCUUAAUGAUGUACAUAUCUUGGAUUUUGCUAUUUAUUUUGUGUAUAUAUAUUGGGUUUUCUCAAGCUGCACCUCGCAUCAGCUCUUACGAUGCGUCGCCUAUCUCUAGGAAGCCUCGUUCAGCCUCCGAGACCUUGGGGGCUCUCUAUAGCGCCAUGCCUGAUCGCUUACCUGGGAACAGGUUCAUUUCCAGGCCUCUAACGGGACUAAAACCUUCACCUACCAUUGUUUCCACCGGUGCGUCCAGCGGCACGGCACAAACCACCACUACUACCCUGGUUCCUAAAAUCGCAACCAGUUUUCAUCCUCAAACAACCGAUCCUACCACUCCAUAUACGAAAACCAUUUCUACAGCUACGGACAAAAUAACAACUCCACUCUCCAGAUUACGCGGCACCAAUAAAAGAUCCACUGAUGCACAAGCGUCGGUGUUUUUUCCGGAAAAAAUGCUCCAGUCCGUGGUCUCUAUGGUUUCCCAGGGCACAGCAAACAGGGACUGGUCCACUGAGAACAUCGGUGCAUCUCUUACUUCAAUCGAGAAUGGUCAAGAUGUUCUGUGUAACUGCAGCAGUGGCAGUGAAGGGAUCCUGGACCCAGAUGAGUGUGAUCGCAGCUCAGGCCAGUGUUCGUGUCUGCCAGGGUAUACUGGCCUGCAGUGCGAGGACUGUGAAGAUGGAUACUUCACCAAUGGCACCAGCGGCUGCCUCCCCUGCAGCUGUGACUCCUUUGGUGCUGUACACCACUUUUGCAACAGCUCAGGGAUAUGUGUGUGCAAAAUGGGAGUGUAUGGACCCAAAUGUGAUGAAUGCCACCCAGGCUUCUUCCGUUUCAGUAGCACGGGUUGCCAGCCAUGCCAGUGUCACAACCACACUAACUACUGCCACCCACAGUCUGGUGUAUGUCUGAAUUGCCUGGGUGGCACUCAAGGAGUCAACUGUGAGGAAUGUCUGGCCAACUUCUACCGAAAGCGCAGUGCUGCACUGACGGAUGCCUGUACCCCAUGUCCCUGCCCCAACACCACCUCCACGGGCAGCUGUCACACCAAUCCCGGUGGCUUCCCAGUGUGUGACCAGUGUCUUGCUCACUACGACGGCGCAGAGUGCGAUGAAUGUGCUGCCGGCUUCUACAGAGCGGCUGGAGUGUGUGCACCCUGUGACUGUAACGGGAACGCAGACCCCAAGGGCCCCUCCCAGCUCUGCCACCCUCACACUGGCCACUGCUUCAGCUGCAUUAACAACACCACAGGGCCCCAGUGCCAGCUGUGUGCCCCUGGUUUUACUGGGGAUGCUCAUGCCCACAACUGUACCCAGCUUGCACAGCAGCUCAUUUCCACACCAGCACUCUUAAUCACAACAGAGACCCCCCGGCUUCGCACAACCUCCCCUGCUACCACCCCCACCAGCACAAGCACAACCUCCACCACAGUCAGCAACACCCCAGCCUCCACCACCCACACCAACGCAAGCGCUGUGCCAAGUGUCGCCACCACCCAGACCCUGCUGACGAGCCUGAGCAGCCCCACAGACAACACCACAGCCGCCUUGACCGAGGUGUCCUGGACCCAGUUCAACAUCAUUAUCCUGGCUGUUAUCAUCCUGGUGGUGGUGCUGCUGUUGGGCUUUGUGGGAGGUGUGUACAUGUACAGAGAGUACCAGAACCGCAAGCUCAAUGCCCCCUUCUGGACCAUUGAGCUGAAAGAGGACAACAUCAGCUUCAGCAGCUACCAUGACAGCAUCCCCAAUGCUGAUGUCUCAGGCCUGCUGGAGGAUGAGGCUAGUGAGGUGGCGUCAAACGGCCAGCUGGCCCUUACCACACAGGGCAACUGCUACAAGGCUUAACAGCCCAUGGCAGUGAGCAGGUCAAACACCUCAACACAGAUGACAAAUAGCUGCUUUAUUACCAAACCCAAAGCUCCUUCGUGCAUAAACUUGGCUUACUCCACCCAGCUUAUCUCCAG